ACCGAUGGAGGGGAUUUUUAACAGUAAAGAUGAUCCCUUGAGAAGAGAGAUAAAACAGUACCAUCGGAUGUAACUCGACAGUUGAAAACAAAUGUUUUAAAAACUCUCAAGAAAACCUGUCUCAGUGACAAGGUGUAUGCGUGUGUGUGCAUAUUUACAAGACCUCACGCCAGGCUUAUGAAGGAGUUUUUGUUCAGCUCUGAAGAGAAUAACUUUUUAGUUGCUCUAAUUUUGGCAGCUUGAAGAAUUCCCUGCAGCUGCCCAGCUCUGAGUUUAUUGCUAACAAGACACAUAGCAGAGCAGUGGUGAAAUUUGGAAACACGUUCUUCGUGAUGCGAAUGUGAAAAGUGGCCAAACUCUCUAUUUCGUUUUUUUCUUUCCUUCUUGGAUGGAGUUACAGCCACUUUUCAUCCUGUGAACUACCGCCUCUGACGGAAUAUUUAAUAGCAGCCUGCGAGGGAGGUGAAAACAGCGAGACCAGGUGUUUGUUUGGCCCGGACCAACUCUUAGUGUCCUCCAGCUGCUGGAGGUUCAUGCAGGCGCCUCCACACACGUCCUCUGGAGCGGCUUUGCAGCAGCCACCUGCCAGCGCGCUGCCUCCCGAGCCUCCCAAAGCCGAACCCAAAAAGCGGCGAGAAGUUUCCCGAGGUGGGCUCCGCUCCCCGGCAGCCACGGCGGGGGGCUUGCGGCUGCGAUUAAGAAGCUAAACCGAGGAAGAAAAGCCAACCCCCCUUCCUCCGCUCCCCCCCUCCACGCCCUGCGCUCCGUCCCCGAGCCGGCGGCCUCCCAUCGCGGCGAGGCGCGGAGGCUCCGCCGCCCCCCGGGGCGGGCCCGGGAGCAUCUGGGGGGGCUCCGGGGGAGCCUUCGGAGCCGCCUCCCCCAGCGGCGGAGCGGCGCGGAGCGGAGCGGAGAGGAGAGGAGGCGGCGGCUCCUUCCUCCUCCUUGCCUCCCUCCUCUGCCUCCUCCCCUCCAGCCCUGCCCGGAGCUUGCGGGGAGGGGGGAGAGGGGCCGGGGGGGGCUUCGCUUCCGCCUUCAGCCCGAGGAAACUUUGGCCGGGGGGAACGGGGGAGGAUGGAUGCCGGGGAGCCCUUCAACCAGUCGCGAGCUGGGGCAGAGCCGCCCCGCGGGGACUUGAACCUCUCCGGGCUGCUGGAGGCAGGGGCGAAGCCCCUUUUCGGCAUGGGCAUCGAGAACUUCAUCACCUUGAUCGUCUUCUUCUUGAUCUUCGCCCUGGGGGUGCUGGGCAACUCUCUGGUGAUCACGGUGCUGGCUCGGAGCAAGCCAGGCAAGCGGCGCAGCACCACCAACAUCUUCAUCCUCAACCUGAGCAUCGCCGACCUGGCCUACCUGCUCUUCUGCAUCCCCUUCCAGUCCACGGUCUACGUGCUGCCCACCUGGGUGCUGGGCGCCUUCAUCUGCAAGUUCAUCCAUUACUUCUUCACCGUCUCCAUGCUGGUGAGCAUCUUCACGCUCUCGGCCAUGUCCGUGGACCGCUACGUGGCCAUCGUGCACUCCCGCCGCUCCUCAACCUUGCGCGUCUCCCGCAACGCACUGAUGGGCGUUGGGCUCAUCUGGGCACUCUCCUUCGCCAUGGCCUCGCCCGUGGCUCACCACCAGCGCCUCUUCCACAGUGAGAAGAGCAACCAGACCUUUUGCUGGGAGCACUGGCCCAACCCACGCCACAAGAAGGUCUAUGUGGUCUGCACAUUCAUCUUUGGCUAUCUGCUUCCGCUGCUGCUCAUCUCGUUCUGCUAUGCCAAGGUCCUUAAUCAUCUGCAUAAAAAGUUGAGAAACAUGUCAAAGAAGUCAGAAGCAUCCAAGAAAAAGACAGCACAGACUGUGUUGGUGGUGGUAGUGGUUUUUGGCAUCUCCUGGCUGCCACAUCACGUGAUUCAUCUCUGGGCUGAAUUUGGAGUUUUCCCACUGACUCAAGCUUCAUUUAUCUUCAGGAUAAUUGCACACUGCCUGGCUUACAGCAAUUCUUCUGUGAACCCGAUUAUAUAUGCAUUUCUCUCUGAAAAUUUUAGGAAGGCCUACAAACAAGUCUUCAAGUGCCAGAUAGGUAAUGAAUCACCUCUGAAUGAUGCUAAGGAAAAUAAGAGCCAGAUAGAUACACCACCAACUACCAACUGUACACACGUGUGAACUUCAGAAAGUCCUGUAUGUUGGCUCUUCAGCUAUGUGAACGAGACUUCUAGAAAACAAAGCACAAUGAGCUUUAUCCUAGCCUUUUCUUGAUAAAGCUAAUUGCUAAUAAGCUAUUUAAUGUACUGACAUUGCAUUUGUAGCAAACUUUCAUGAAACUGUUAUGAAAGAAAACUGAGCUGGUCCUUUGUAUCUUAGCUUCGCCAAAUAAAGCUCCUGGACCUUUAAAAGAUACUUCAGAAGAAAAGUUGGUGAUAUGUCUGCAUUCUUAUUCAUUAAGUGUAAGUUCUAUAAACAUUCAUGUAUAUAUACAAGGAUAUGUUGACAUGGACAAGUCACUGAACUUUCUGACAUCUUACUCUGUAGAAGUGAAGAGAUGGCUGAAUUUUCUGACUUAGAGAUAAUAAAUACUAUGGUACUAUGAUUUCAGAGAGGAAAACUUUCAUUAUCUCCGUCAGAUUGUUUUGACAAUGCUUUUUCUCUUUUUAAAGUAAAGAUGUGCUAUGAUGCUGAGUCGAAAUAACCCAUGUACAACUUGAGGUAACUGCUUUAGAGAGGCAAUGCUGAUUUUAUCUGUUCAUCUGUCUUGUUAAUGUAAAACACUGAGUGAUGAUGGACUUUUUACUACUUUGUAUGCCUACCUUACUGCAUACACAGAACUUUUGUGUACGCUAUAUAAGGUUUUAUUUAUGACCUGUAUGUAGUUGUACCAAAAUGAGGAUUUCUCUGAGGGAAGCUUUUCUAUAGUUUUUGCAUGUGUGUAUAUGUGUGUGUGCAUGUUUUGUUAACUUUGUAGACUUUGAGAUGGAGGUACAGUUUUAAAUGUGCAGUAUCUGUAUUAAUUUUAAAAUACUAUGUUUCAUAAAGAAAUUCCAAGCAAUGUUUAAGUGUUUUAAAACAACAAUCCAUUAAAAGUUCUAAGAGGGGUUUGAUAUCAAGAAACUCUAAAAUGGAAAAUUUCAGAAGGAUGUAUUAAAAUCAGUACAAAGUGCAUAAUGUAAAUGGCAGAAUCUGAAAAUUCUUAAAUAACAUGAGUGAUUUUGGCAAUUUUAUAAAUGUUCUUAAUAUGUCCUAAGCAGUAAGCCUCUAAAGAAAUAGUGGAAGAGUACUCAGUCCUUUGAAGACAUUAUUGUUCGCUGGACUAUGAUUUACCAUUUAUAUUAAUGAUCCACAGAAUCAUAGAAUAAAUCAAGCUGAAAGAACCUCUGGACAUCCUUUCAAGGCAGGGCUGCCUUCAGAUCUGGAUCACUUCCUAGUCUAGGCAUGUUUUGUAAAUUUCCAAGGAUGGCAAUUCAACAACUUUUGGUCAACCUGCAACUGGGAUUCCCACCUGCAGCUGGGAUUUCCCAUGAUGUAACUUGUGACCAUUGCCUUCUGUCCUUUCUCUGUGCAAUCCAGAAGUGUCUUCUGUCUAACCAAUCACAAUGUAAUCGAAGAUGGCAAUUAAAUUUUCUCUCAGCCUCCUCAACACCAACUUGAAAAAAUGAGGCUCUCUGUAUCUCAUCUGUUGUGAUCCAGCCCCCUGGCCUUCCACUGUGCUUGCUCCAGCCCAGCCAUCCCUCUCACAUACUGGGGUGUUUGAAAUGGGACAGCAUGUUCCAGGUAUGGUCUCACCAGCACUGAGUAGAGGGUCUAAUUGCUUCCCUAGAUCCUGUGUUUUUCUGCAGAAUUACAUUCAGUCAAUCCAAGUUUCAGGACUCUGGAUUUGGCUUUGUUGAACUUUAUACAUUUGAUAACUCUUAUCCUGUUCCUCUGGCUUAUUGAGGCUCCUCUGAAAGGAAGCCUUGCCUUUCAUUGAAUCUAGCAGUUGCCCAGGUUUGGUGUCAUCUGCAAACUUGCUGAGCGUUUCCUGCCCCCUGUUCAGGUUUUUGAUGAAGGUGUUAAAUAUUGUUGGCAAGAUACUCUGUCAGAUUCUUUUUUCUCCACAAACAUGACUAAAAAAAAAAAAAAAGUUUGGAGUGGUGAAAGAUAACUAUGGGAGAGUCUCUCCAAAUCAGUUAUGGAGGGUUAGCUGACAUGAAAACGUCUAUGUUUACAUGCAAGUGUUAUCUGCUUGGAACCAGUAAAAUAAAAUUGAAGAUGUUGAAUUAAAAAUGACGGAAUAAUAUUGCAUACAUGAUUGUGUCAGUUCCUUCAUAUGAAGAAACAGUAUGACGUUAUUGCUAGGAACACAAAAUAUAUGAAAUUAAUUAAUUGGAGAAGAAGAGCUUAUCUGUACAGCAAGCUAUUUUCUGGGUUAAAUUUGAGCUUAGGAAACAGUCUAUCACAAUUUUACAGUUUCUUUGAGCUUUCAGAUUUUUUAUGUCCUAAUCAGGUUGUUAAAUAACUAUCAGUCUUCAGAUGAGUUUAUAACAUAUUAGGUGAUCCCACAGCUUUGAAAAUUAUAUAUUUUUUCCCUUUUUUUUUUUUCUUUUACUUUAAAUAAAAAAAUACAAUUCAAAUAUAAAAAUCAUAUAAGGUUAUCAUUGUGAGUUUAUGGUUUCAUCUGGAAAAGUCUUUUUCUUAGCUGUAAAUAAUUUAAAACACAAUUGCUUGAUAGUCAACAAUGGGACUUCAUCUCUUUGAAAUUUUGAGGAUGAGGGAGUGGGGAAGACCAGCAGUAAGAGAUACUUUUGAAGCCCUACCUGAUUCCUGGUGAGUGUCAGUAAAACUUCCACCUCUUUUAUCAGAGAAACCUUAACAAGCACCUGCCACUCCAAAACUUGGUUUCUUGACUAAAGCACUCGCCUUUUAAUCAGUGUCUCUACCAUGGCUUUGAUGUAUUCAUCUGUGACUCAGAGGAUGUUAAUGUAAAAACAGUGUUAAUGUAUGCUGUGAACUGCAUCUAGCCCUUAAGUAGCAGUGGUUUAUGCCAGAAAUAUGGAUAAUUUGGGCAGAAAAUCAGCAAAUAGGCACUAAUUAUCCCUGACUAAAUGCCUGCUUUUAAGUUCUGAGUUUACUGACUGAUUAUUGUUUCUUGUGAAGAGCAAAAUAAGUUUACCAUGCUUAUUUGUCUAAUAUGCUUUGUUACAUGUUUGUAACCAGAAACACUAAUCACAGUGUACACAAAAAAAAAAAAAAAAAAGAUAUUUUCUCUAACUACGGUUGAAUUUUCCACUCAGAUCAAUAAUCCCAGUGAAUUCCACCAUAUUGUUGUAUUAAGGAGACAAUAUUAUUCCAUACAAAUUAAAAUACUCAACAGGCAUGAUUACUCUAAUUCCUCUCAAACUAAAGCAGGGUAUUCAUGUGUAAUUAAAAAAAUACUUAAAUUUAUACUAAUGUCUUAAUUAAUAUUUCUCAAAAAUUGUGAGAAUUAGAGAGCCCAAAUAAGAAAAGUUACUCACAUAUUAAUAUUUAAACUCCCUAAAUUUUUAUUUUAUGUAUUGUGUCAAAAUGGUAUUCCUUUGUGCUGUUUCACAAGUAUCUCCAAAAUUUGAAAAUAUAUUAUGCAUUUUAACACUGAUGAUAGAAGUAGUCUAUCCCAUCAAAUCAAGUAGCAGGAGUUGUUCAGUCCUUCUUAAAACCGUGCCUUAGUAGAGAAACAGAAGUUAUUUCUUUCCACAGUUUUCUCUGCAGAGUGUAUUAAACACCCUUGGAAAGGUACCACUUCUGCAGCACCUCAUGCUAAUGUGAGAAUGUCUCAUUUCUUGCACACCUUUAGCAGAGGGUGUAGAGGAGCUUAGUUCUGUCCAUCUUCUGGGGUAGUACUAGGACAUUUCAGCAGGUUUCUAGCCAAUUUUGCAUUUUAUAUUCUAGAAUUCCAGCGUGGUUUUUGUUUGUUUGUUGGUUGGUUGGUUGUUUUUGUUUGUUUGUUUGUUGUUUUAACAGUUGUUGCCUUAAAAAAAAUGUGAAAAUUUCAUUAAAAUACUGCAUCAGUGGAAAUUGUAAAGAUUUAUGUUUAAGGAGGUCAGGAAACAAUUCCAUUGAGGUUCUUCAUGCAAGGUUAGCCCUACUUAUUUGUGGAUAAGAGUUUAAAGCAUGAUAAAAGUUGUCAGCUGAACAAAAAAUUACAGCAAUGCUCUUCUUCAGCUAAUACAGCUUAAAAAAAUUUCACAUCCUUCAAGAUAUAAGUGCAGUCUUCAAGAUGUAAGGAUCCAUAUGCACACUGUGUAUAAUUAUACAUAAACAAGACUUGGAACCCAUACUCAAAAUGAAAAAAAAAAUAAUAAAUAAAAUAACAGCACUUAACAAACAGUUAAGAUUCAUCACCUAGAUUAAGUUUCAUGCAGGAUCAUCAUCUGCAAACAUGAUGAAAAAUGAUGGGAACUUUCGCACCUAACUUGACAGGAAAAUGUAUCAUCCAUUUAAUAAAUUUUAACAAAAGGAGGUGAUAAUUUUAGUUCAAAGUGAAAAUAACUCUUAAUGGUCUCUUCUAUGUGAGUCAUAACAUUAUGUAUAUGUUUCAGUCAGAAGUAUGUACUAAACAUUUAUGAUAUGCAAUAAUGGAAACAUUCAGAAUUCCUUAAAUUUCUUUCUCAUAUCAAAAAAUACAGAAGUUCCUAACAUUUUCUCAUGUCUAAGGUAGGUAACAAAAACAUGUGAAAACAGUAAACCUAACAAAAAUGUCUGAAAUUACAUACAAGAAAUUACUAUGACUGUAUAAGGAGAAAACUUUAAUGUUACAGUGUGUUCCUAUCUUUAGCCCUAAAGUUCUUUCAGUCUUUAGUAUGAUUAAAUUAAUUGGAUCAUUGAUUAUUUACCAAUCAUUCUGAAGUCUCUUCCAGAUUUAAACAUUGAGAAAAACAUAUAUAUUUCAAAACAUUUAUUUUUUUCCCAAUAUAAGACAUUUUAAUGAUUUUUAAGUUAUGACGCUUCAAGGUAUAUAUUCACUUUCACUGUACACAUGUACAUCUUUCUUAAAAUGUUAUUAUUAUUCUUUUCAUAAUAUAUUAUAUACACAUUUAGAAAAAAAAAAAAAAAGUAAUUAUCUCUAAGAGAUAAACAUAAAGCUUUGUAUAUUUAAUGUUAUAGUAAAAUAAGUCUUACUUUACCUCCCACAUUAUAGGGAAAGUGAGGGAUCUUUAUAUAAGGUAAUGUUGGAAAUGCGUUAUUUCAAACAUCAUUAUCUUCGUGGCUUAUUCACAGUAUGAUGUGUCAUGUUGUACUUAGUGGUAUUUGUUGUGUUUUGGGAAAGUAUAAAAAUAGAGAAAAGAUCCACUUCUGCCUUACACAGGUUGUGUUUGUGUUAUAUAUUCAGAAUGCAUACAAAUGUUGAAGACCAAAAAAUUAAAAUUCUGUGGUUUUUUCAGUGUAUAAUGAAUGUAGAGUAACAUGCAGUUGUUCUAAGAUAUACUCUACUUUGCAUGAUUUUUUAAGUGAUUUUUUCAAUAGAUCUGUAUUGGUUUUGCUUCUCUUCAUAAUAUGAAAUACAACCUCAUUUUCUUACAAAAUGCUUGCACAAUAUUUGAAAACAAGCACUGUCCUCAGGAAAAAAUCCAGAAAAAAAUAGUGUAUGUGAUACUCAAUAGACUUUCAUGACUAGACGUUGUUAUAGGUUGAAAAUACCCUUAUGAAAACUUAACUAAUAUAAAAAAACAUUUUCACUUUCAAGUACGUAAAUGAAGGAGGUAUGAUCCUCCAUUCAGGCUGGUAAAAGUCAAUUGAAAUUGAUUGAACUCAUUGAUAUUUCUUAUUCAAAAACAAUUUCAAUCUCUGUGACACAUUUUGCUUAAGAGAUAUAAAACCAGAGCCAGAUCCAUGUAUUUGAAUAUGAAAAGAAACAAAAUACUCCAGUGAUAUGAAAUCCAAACUUAUUUUAUUAAAUGAAAGCCUGUGUGUGGCUACACUUUCGGAAAGAUGCAGUCAAAUCAAUCUAUGUUUGUGUGUAGAUCUUGAUUAACCAAGAGAAAUGGCUAUUUCAAUACAGUAAAAAUGUCUAGAUGAGCAUGAAACCAGAACACGGUGAGUUCUAUGCCUAAUAAAAUAUACUUUUUAAAAAAAUUAAAUGUUAUCAGCAUGCAUUUAAAAUGAUGUGCACUUUAUCAGUUUUACCUACUCAAAUAUCUUGUGCAGUUCUGCACAAUCAUUUGUGGACAUGUGUACUUAACAUUUGUAGAUACAUGGGAGCAUCCUGGCCAUAUAUAUUUACAGGACUAUGAUUGAGGUCUCAUAUUAUAGACAUUGCUUAAGCUCUGUAGCAUGCUCCUCUUGAAAGAGUUUGCCUUUGUGUUGUUAUUCAAUUCACGGAUAAACAUCUAAUGAACUGUAAAAUUUGCUGUAAAAUCUCUUGUUUAGUAAUAAAUCAUCUGAGCUCCAGAGAUAAUUCAGAGAUUUCUAGCAAUACCUAUAGAGAUUUUAUUAACCUGGUUAUGUUUAAUGUUAAUAUUCUGAAAGAAAAUACAAAAAUUUUGCUUAUUUUUUGUAGAUUUCACUUUUUUGGGUGAGGUGAUAACAAGACAGUAUUAUUACUUUACAUUAAAUUUCACUGUAAAUUUAGCACAAGAAAACUGGUAAUUUUAAUACAGUAAAAUUAAAAGUCAUACAUUUAGGAGAGAAGAACAUGAGGAAAUUUUAAGAACUGAUUUUUGAACUGGCAAAUGAUGAAUUUGAAAUUGUCAGCUAUUUAAAUGUAACUCUGUAACUGAAAGAACUUGCAAAAGCCCUGAAGUUGUCAAUUCAGAACAUGGAGCUACCUUAGGUUGUGACACUGAAAACAGAGGCUUUCACAGAGAAAUUUCAGCAAAGAGAGACAGUUACUAGGUAGUUCAAUUACCUCAUGUACCUCUGUACCCAUAAAAAGAAAUACCUGGUUCUAUGCCACUCUUAGAAGAGUGGAUGAGUUAGUAGGAUCCAGUAUGGUGAAAUUAAACUAGAAGAGUUACAUCUGUAAAUAAAGUGGAAGCAUGUUAUGAAACCAUGGGUAUAAAUAACUCUAGAAAGCUUAAUCAACAAAUGCAGUAUAUUCCCCUUGCUUCAAAUCAUGUUUGAAUAUUCCUCCAAAAGAUUUUAUGUAUUUAAGUCUCCAUGUGUGGACUAGCUGGUAAAGUAGCUUAAGUAGCUUAAGUGACACAGUAUUUAGAUCUGACGAUCAAAAUGGUCCCUUCUGGCCUUACUCUAUUAGUAUUCUUACCCUCAUUUUUGUAAUUAACAGUAUGAGAGCUAUACAGAUAUUAAGAAGUUCAUCACAGAGCUGAACUAUUAUUCAGUCUAAAAGUGAUCAUCUGAAGAUGUAUGUAGAGUAACUCAAUAAUUGGGCUACAUCCUGGAAAUACUGUACAGCAAUUAACAUGGUUGAAAUCUUUGUCAUAUGUAUUGCCAUUGCUAGAGAAGGAAGUAAAAUGAUACUACAUGCUUUUCUCAUUUCACCUAGUUAUUUUUUGCCAUAAUUACUUAAAAUGUAAUCACUGCAUUACUUUUGCAUAGCAAAUUACAGUUUUCAUGAGAGCUACAAGCUGACUGUUGCUGGCACAUUCAAAGCACCUGGCAGUAAUUGUGUUUCAGUCCAUAAAUCAAAGCUGAGGCUUUUUACCAACCUGUAGGGAAACUGUGUUGGAAAUAUUUUCAAGCUAUGUGCUCUCACAAUCAUGUUUACAAUUCAGUUCUGCUUAAAAAAAGCACUGUAGAAACUAAUGCUAUACUGAACAUAUAUGAUCUGCCACUGCAUUUCUGAUAGAACAGUCAGAAUAUUGGGGAGAUUUAUACAGGUUGGCUGAUUAGAUAGACCUGAUUAAUGUCCUGAGUGAGUUAGGAAUAAGAGCGUCAAAAUCUCUGCUGUUUUAAAUUCUUCUCCCCUGCAGGAGUCGUAUAAUGCUCUGUUCACAGCAUUCUGUCAUUUUGGAGGAGUUCCCCUUAACCUGAUAUGAGCAAUUAGACUGUACUUCAUGUACUACAUGCAUCUCUAGAAAAGAGACAUCUAGCAAAGAGACUGCUACUAGUACUACUGAAGAAUAUACAGAGAAGGCCCUUGGUUUUCACCUCCCCAGACCCUCAGUGCUCCAGGAGAACAGCAAAGACAUUGUUCUGUCCCAUGGUAAGUAAGCAGCCUAACUGGGAUCUUGAGCAUCAAAGAAAAGACCUGUGUACUUUCAACCCCGAAAUCUGUGAUUCUUCAACAUCACAGCAGUCACAGGAAUGCUUUUUCUCACUCCUCCCCAUAUGUUGCCAUCUGUCAUCUUAGGUAAAAUUCAUCUUGCUCUAGCUAUUCAAAUAAAUUAAUCCCACAACUCUGUGUAAAGACAAAAUAUGUUUUUAUAGAUCCAAGGGUAUUCUGAUAAUAUGGUCUCAUUCAGUAGACGAAAAGUAGUACCUAAUUAUUAACAUCAGAGCAGGAAGAAAAAAGAAUAGGUGGAGAGGGAGUAAAUGUUCAAGAACAACAGUGUUGUUGAAGAGAAUAUACUCAAGACUCGAACUUUAAACUUCUACAUAGAGAAUACCUUCUGAGAAGUUUUCUGAUGAUCUAUUAAUUUAUUAAUAUAACAAAUGAGCAGAAUCUUCUGUUUAGGUCAUUAUUGACUUUGGUCAUUAUUUUGUAUGUAGUUGUCUCUCAAUAUCUUGAAUAAGCCUUGCAGAAUCAUGUUUCUAUUACCUUGUUCCUUGUUGCUCUAAAAAGCUGUCCCAAGAUGUGUUCUCUGCUGCUCUUGUAUUCAUGUGGAUGAAGAGUUAAAUGUUUUCUGUAACUCCUGUGGUGAUCAUAAAAUAAAAAGGCUUAUUUUACCUCCA
Anas platyrhynchos (mallard) is the source of this 10782-nucleotide messenger RNA. RefSeq names its product galanin receptor 1 (gene GALR1). The record is from RefSeq and is a predicted model, not a curated record. NCBI's taxonomy places the organism in Eukaryota, Metazoa, Chordata, Aves, Anseriformes, Anatidae. Gene Ontology annotation, cellular component: plasma membrane. Gene Ontology annotation, biological process: negative regulation of adenylate cyclase activity; G protein-coupled receptor signaling pathway; positive regulation of cytosolic calcium ion concentration. Gene Ontology annotation, molecular function: galanin receptor activity.